AUGUCUAUAUUUGAAAAUCAAAUAAUUUAUAAUAAUGAUAAUACAGUUUCAGUUCCCUUUGGACAACAAAUAAUUAAGCUUUGUCACGUUGAAGGUACUGUAGAUUUUCUAGAAUGGGAGUGUAUUGAUAAAAAAAAAUCAACAAAUCGUAUUGAUGACAUUAUAGAACUUACAACUAAAGGGAAAAAAUAUAUUAAAAAAAUUCAAGUUGGUAUUAAAAAGGAUAAAUUAUGUUGGUCUUGGAUUAUGUAUUGUGCUGGAGAUGGAAAUACUUGUCAACAUAUAUGCAGUGGAAUUGAUUUUGAACAAUUUUGUAUUGGAAUUGAUGGAAAAUAUAACCUUAAUAUUGAUCGUGCACCUAUUUUAACUAUGAUUGUAAAAAACAAUAUAGGAUAUGGAACUCCAUUAGUAUUUGGUUUAAGUAAUAAAGAAAAUAAUUGGUCAAUACGUUUAGCAGUAAAUGCAGUUAAACAAAAUAUACCAUAUUGUAACAAUCAAAUAUGGAAUCCAUAUAUAAUGAUUGAUAAACAUAGACCUUCAAAACUUGGAGUAGAGGGAUUAAAUGGAAUAUUCCGCAAUCAUUUAGCCCGAUGUCGAACUGAAGAAACAUCAUUUGAAAUGGCCAGCAUUUAUAAAAAUUUUAUUAACUCUCUUCCAUUAACACAAGAACAAAAACAUUUGAUUAUUAAUGAUUUGGAUAAUAAUUGGAUGUGUAAUGAAUGGCGAUUACAAUUUAUUGAUGCAGGCCGUCUUCCUGAUGCACCUAAUUCAAAUCCAAUGACUACAAAUAAUUACACAGAAAGAAUGAAUCGUACAAUUGAAUCUAAAUUAUCAGGAAAACAAACA
This is a messenger RNA of Diversispora eburnea, 846 nucleotides long. The record is from the annotation of a GenBank genome assembly. NCBI's taxonomy places the organism in Eukaryota, Fungi, Glomeromycota, Glomeromycetes, Diversisporales, Diversisporaceae.